This is a messenger RNA of Sclerotinia borealis F-4128, 1182 nucleotides long. Lineage: Eukaryota; Fungi; Ascomycota; Leotiomycetes; Helotiales; Sclerotiniaceae. The record is from the annotation of a GenBank genome assembly.
AUGAGUUACGGAAAUUAUGGCAGUGGUAACAACCCGUAUGCUCCACAAGCAUCACCAGGUUACCCUCAAUCACCCCAAUACGAUAAUGGACCAGCGAUUGGACGAGAUUCUUAUGGCGGACAAAAUGUUGAGAUGGCAUCCUUAGCACAGAAUGGAAGUCAGCCUGGAGAACAAUAUGACCCAAAUGCUAUCCUUAAUAGAUGUCGCCAAAUCGACAUGGAAAUCGACAAAACUGCGAGAGGCAUUGGCGCUUUGGAGGCACUUCGUGGUCGAAUCAAUGGAGAAGUUGAUCAAGGUGGUAUCACUAUCGAUCUCAAGGAUAUCUCCUUCCAAACCAUGUCGCAGCACCGAGAUUUGAUUGAAGAGCUUCGAAAAACCAAACUCAUGCCCGAUUCUGGCAGUGACAUGAAUACAAAGCAAAUUGGCAGAGUGCAACGUAAACUCAAGAAGACAAUGGAGGAAUUCAACGCAAAGGAGCAACAGAUCAAUAACGCCGUCCGAGACCAAAUGAGACGAGAAUACCGCAUUGUCAACGCAGACGCUACCGACGAAGAGAUUGCUACCGCUGUACCGGACUCGGAGCCCCAGCAAAUGUUCCAACAGGCCUUGAUGACAAGCAACAGACAGGGACAGGUAAAUACAACUUUGAAUGCUGUCAGAGACCGAAACGAAGCCAUCAAGAAGAUUGAACAAGAUAUUAUUCAAAUUGCAGAACUGUUCUCGGAGAUGGAGAACUUGGUUGUGCAACAAGAAGCUGCCGUGGUCAACAUCGAAAUGAAGGGAGAAGAAGUUGUGGAUAAUAUGGAUAAGGGAGUUCAACAAAUUGAUACAGCAAUUGUCAGUGCGAAAUCGAGAAAUAGAAAGAAGUGGUAUUGCUUAGCAGUUUGUGUCAUCAUCGUCGCCAUUAUCGCCAUUGCCUUGGCUGUAUACUUCACCAAUAACAACAAGAACAAGGACAAUAACGAUAAUAAAGCUGCCAAAAGAUCCAUCCCUACGAUUGUGUCAGCACCAAUUGUACCAGGCACAGAUUUUGCUACAUCAGAUAGAUUGGUUGUACCAGGUGUGAGCUUCUUAGAAUCGAAGAUAAUGGUUCCAGGCAAACAGUGGAGUGAAGAUAAGGCAGUUGUUCCAGAUGUCGACUUUACGCCUGUGGUUAGAAAGUGGAAGAAAUUCGUCGCAUGA